AUGACUGAUCAGACCAAAGGACAGUUUUCCACUGAUCUGAUGGUCCUUGUGUUUCUUAGCCUAAGCAAGUCUCUUCUGUUCCUCCAAACUGUAUGGAUACUUUCUUGUCUAGGAGCCCGCUUUAAGUCAGGUUCGCCCGCAGAGCUGCGCGAGAGCGUGCAGGUGUCCAGCCUGACGCUGCUGGUGCUCGUGCUCAUUCCCUGUGUAGUCCUGCUGCUGCUGUUGAACUGCCUUCUGUUGGGACACAAACUGCUGCAGCUCGCCAGGAAAAAAAGGGCGCGCUACGGCUCAGAGUGCACGCUCUUGCACUCUUCAUCGUCGUUGUCCACGCGCCAGAGAGUCGCCCGUUUCGGCGGCGACCCGUCGUUCGGGCCGCCACGCAAAGCAACCUAUGCGUCUGUCUCGGAGCCGAUGCUGGCGCAGCCGAUCACCUCUUCCCUCACGUCGUCGGCGGAGCGCAGGGCUGCCUGCGGCCGGCGCUGCAGACCGGAGGCUCUCGCACACCCGGACGGGGCCACGUGUGCGGGCUCGGGGUCGCUCCGCGUGCCGAGUACGCUGCUGGGCGCCAGCGGGUCGCGCGCUUGGCGAAGGAGCGCGCCGGUGCUCUUGCAGUCCAGCGACUCGGAGCUGGAGCGCGAGAAUGUCGCACCGCCGAAUUCUCCAGAGCAGCUCCUGAUUCAAAGCAGGCACGGUUCAUUACCUGUGAUGAUGCGCAGGAGUAGCACAGUAGAGCUGGAGAUGGUCUCACUCGAUAAGGUCCAUGUGGAAGGAGAACUCGUUAGCAGCAUCCCCCAGGAGAUCUCGUGCUUCAUAGCAUCUGCAAGCUCUUCAGCUGCCGGGCCUGGCCUGGACAGUGACUUUGGUGCCAGCGCAGGUGUGUCUUUGCGCAUCCUGUCGGCGGACAGCGACGGUUUUCCAGGGGCGACUUGGGCAUCUGGUCUCGAAUGGGAUUAUUACGACCCUAGUUACGUCACGCAGAACCACGUUCCCAAACACAGACACCACGCACCACCCAUCACAAGCAAACAGUACUGGGUCUAAAAUGCAUCGCUCUCCAGAUUAUAGACAAAGAACUCGAUACAGUUUUUUUUACUUUUUGACACAAACCCCCAGCACUUUAUCCACAUGUAUAUUUGCACAGCUAACUUUCCUGGACUGCAGUAGGUUUUUGUUUAGGAGAAUCACCAAGUUGUGUUUAAUCACAUUUAAUUAGUAUGCACUUGUCUUUCACUGUAUUCACUCAAUGUUGUUUGCAUGUAUUUUGUGAUUCACUACAAGUUUCUAUAGUUUGGGCCUUCAAGCACAUUACCACAGGCAGCUAAAAACUCAUUUGACCAGAUCAGACUGUCAUCUCAAUUUUAUUGUCCAAAUAAAACAUUUUAAAUGAAUAUUGGUUUAAAAAAAUAAAAACUGUAGGAUGGGUUUAGAA
This is a messenger RNA of Silurus meridionalis, 1429 nucleotides long. RefSeq names its product huluwa (gene hwa). The transcript has 5 exons. The coding region runs from base 1 to 1041 and encodes 346 amino acids. The record is from RefSeq and is a predicted model, not a curated record. Lineage: Eukaryota; Metazoa; Chordata; Actinopteri; Siluriformes; Siluridae.